This is a messenger RNA of Erigeron canadensis, 1476 nucleotides long. RefSeq names its product F-box/FBD/LRR-repeat protein At1g13570. The transcript is spliced from 4 exons. Gene Ontology annotation, molecular function: protein binding. The coding region runs from base 96 to 1373 and encodes 425 amino acids. Lineage: Eukaryota; Viridiplantae; Streptophyta; Magnoliopsida; Asterales; Asteraceae. The record is from RefSeq and is a predicted model, not a curated record.
AAUAAAUCGGUUGCUUUCUUUCCUUCGUCUCCUUCACUUCAACAAGAACCCUGGAGGAUCAUCACUCCCAAUCUUUUCAGGAUAGAAGGGACUAAAUGCAUACGGAACUUCCCCCCAGGGAAGACUAUAUAAGUGACCUCCCUCAAAGUAUUAUCGAAAUUAUACUCACAAAGGUACCUUUAAGAGAUGUUGUAAGGACGAGUAUAUUAUCUACCAAGUGGAGGUACAAAUGGGCUACCCUUACACAACUUGAGUUUGAUGAUAAAUGUGUAUCGGGUACUCAUGAUAGGACAAUUGCAGAGACCAAUCUUGUAAAUUUUAUCACUCGGUUCCUUUUUCUUCAUGAUGGUCCUAUUAAUAGAUUUUCUCUAUCUACUGCUUAUUUGCAAAGCUCCCCUGAUGUCGAUCAAUGGCUACUAUUUUUAUCAAGAAAAAAUGUCAUAGAAUUGGUUCUUGAGUUGGGUGAAGGUGAGUGGUUUAGAGCACCUUCGAGUCUUUUUUGGUGUAAAAAAUUGGUUCGCUUGGAGCUUGUGAGAUGUGAAUUAGACCCUCCUUUAUCUUUUGAAGGAUUUUUAAAUUUGAAAUAUCUUAAUCUUCAGCAAGUUCUUAUAGCUCCUGAUGCUAUUGAAAAUCUUAUCUAUAGUUGCCCGCUUCUUGAAAGUUUGACUUUGUCAUACUUUGAUAGUUUAGAACUUACUAUUCGUGCCCCAAAUCUUAAGUAUUUAAUUUUAGAAGGUGAAUUCAAAGAUAUAUGUCUCGAGAAUACUCCUAUGUUAGUUGCUCUAUCGGUUGCUAUGUAUAUGACCGAUGAUAUUGCUGAACAUUUCGGGCAAAGUUCAAGUUGCAAUUUUGAUAAGUUUCUUGGUGGUGUGCCAUCCCUUCAGAGGCUUAUUGGCCAUAUUUACUUUACCAAGUAUAUGAGUAUAGGUAACACCCUAGGGAAGACGCAGAUGACGUAUACGCAGCUAAAGGUGAUUGAGCUAUACCAAGUUAGCUUUGAGGACAUGAAAGAAAUAAUGGUGGUUCUUCGUUUGAUCUUGAAUGCCCCAAAUCUUGAAGAACUUCAAAUAUCUGGUUCGUCCAAUUCAUCAUCUGCAACUGAAGCUCCAGAUUUGCAUUUCUGGGAAAAGGAAUGCCCAUGUGACUGCACAUUUGAACGGCUUAAGAUAGUUAAGAUGACGGAUAUGUCAGGAGUUCCACACGAAAUGGCAUUCAUAGAGUUGUUGCUUGGAAAUUCACCAGUUCUUGAGAUAAUGAGCAUCACCCCAAGUGUGUACGUGACCGAGGGAAGAUUAAACCUGCUGAUCGAGUUACUGAGGUUUAAACGAGCAUCAGCAGAAGCUGAGAUAAUAUUUGUUCAAGAUCAGGUGUAACUGUGUAAUAAUGUUACAUUAAUAUGAAUUUCUUGUAUCUCAUUUAUAUAUAUGAUGUUUACUUCAUAUAUAUCUAUAUUACAACAGUCGAUUUGGUUCUCAA